Molecule: messenger RNA, 2327 nt
Organism: Gossypium raimondii (Peruvian cotton)
Lineage: Eukaryota; Viridiplantae; Streptophyta; Magnoliopsida; Malvales; Malvaceae
Product: calmodulin-binding receptor kinase CaMRLK
Exons: 2
Coding region: 175-2217 (680 amino acids)
Biological process (GO): protein phosphorylation
Molecular function (GO): protein binding; protein kinase activity; ATP binding
Source: RefSeq, a predicted model, not a curated record
CAUCUCCUCCUACUUCACUAACUUUUGUUUGCCUCCCUCUAAACCAUAAAGAUAAAAGUCAAGUAGUAUAAGACAAUCUAUUCCAUAUAAUUAUUCACUUCCUCUUCUUCUACCUUUGUGUGAGCGUGGAAAUGCGAAAAACUGCGGCCAAAGCUCGAAGCUUGAAGUGAAGAAAUGGAAGUUGUGGCCAGAUUUAUACUUGUCCUUUCCCUGGUGGUAGCGGCCCAAUCUACAUGCAACAGUACAGACUACGCACUGGUUUCUAAAGCUUUUAGAUCAGUCUCUGGGUUCAGCAUCUCUUGGUUGAAAUCCCACGACCCCAACUGCUCUUAUCCUCCAAUAAAGGUACUCGACUUUUCUUCAAAGAAUUUAACUGGUACCAUUUCAUGGAAAUUUCUCCGCAAGGUUUCACAGUUGCGCACCAUUGAUCUCUCCAACAAUUCUCUUCAAGGUUCUGUUCCAGGUUGGUUUUGGUCUAUGCCCACACUCGUUGAGGCUAGUCUGGCGAGAAAUAAGUUUGGAGGGAGUAUUGGGUUCGAACCUACCUUGGGAAAUGGUUCGUCUUCAUCGAUGCAGGUGCUGAACCUUUCGGAUAACAGGUUCACCAACUUGGUUAAACUCUCUGGCUUUCCCAACCUUCAAUUUCUUGAUCUUUCCCACAAUCAUCUUGGUGUUCUUCCUUCUGGGUUCACCAAACUUACCAAGCUCCAGCACCUGGAUAUUUCUAGUUGCAAGAUUUCAGGCAGUGUAAAGCCCAUUUCAGCUCUUCGUUCCUUGAAUUACUUGGAUGUAUCAAACAACUCCCUGAAUGGUACUUUCCCUUCUGAUUUCCCUUUAGUCAAUAGCCUAAACUUCCUAAACAUUUCGCUCAACCACUUCAUCGGUUCAGUUGGGUUUGACAAGUUCCAAAGAUUUGGCAAAUCUGCUUUUAUUCAUGGUGGGGAUUUCGUUCUCAAUACUUCAAAAAGAGCACCAAACCAUCGCAUUAAAACCCAUUCCUUGACCCCAGCUCACAAAGUCUUUCAAAAACAUGUACCCCUCAAAAGACAUAAACCCAAAUCAAAGACCAAAGCUUUGGUCAUUGGUUUGUCAUCUUCAUCAGGGUUUCUACUGGCUUCCCUUGUGUUUUGCUUCUUCUUCACAUAUAGAAGAAAGAAACUUGCGAAGAGAAACAAAUGGGCAAUCUCCAACCCGGUCCAACCAAAUUUCAAGAUCGAAAAAUCAGGACCCUUCUCUUUCGAGACUGAAUCGGGCUCAUCCUGGGUCGCGGACAUCAAAGAACCGACAUCAGCACCAGUAAUCAUGUCCGCUAAGCCAUUGAUGAACUUCACCUUCAAGGACCUGAUUGCAGCCACGUCACAUUUUGGCAAGGAAUCUCUACUUGCAGAAGGCCGAUGUGGGCCCCUUUACAGAGCCGUCCUUCCAGGGGACCUCCACGUGGCGAUCAAAGUCUUAGAACACGCCAGAGACAUUGAUCAUGAUGAAGCCGUGGCCAUGUUUGAACAUCUUUCUAGGCUUAAACACCCUAACUUGCUACCUCUCUCCGGUUACUGCAUUGCAGGUAAGGAGAAGCUGGUGUUGUAUGAAUUUAUGGCAAACGGGGAUUUACACCGUUGGUUACACGAACUUCCAACGGGGCCGCCCAACGUGGAGGAUUGGAGCACCGACACUUGGGAUAUGCACAACGGAAUCGGGUCCCAUACAUCUUCGCCGGAUAAAACGAAUUGGCUGACCCGCCACCGCAUCGCGGUUGGAGUUGCUCGUGGGGUGGCAUACCUGCAUCACGUAGGGUCGAGGCAUGGCCACCUGGUGGCUUCCAAUAUUCUCCUCUCUGACAACCUGGAACCUCGGAUAUCCGAUUUCGGGAUAAGAAACAUUGGGUGUAGAAAAGAGAAGGAUAAGAAGGAUGAAAGCGACGCUGAAAUUGAUGUUUAUUGUUUUGGUGUUGUUUUAUUGGAGCUUUUAACGGGGAAGCAAGGGACGGAGGAGAAUGUGAGGCGGGUGAGGAGGUUAGUGAAGGAAAGGAAAGGAGUUGAGGCGCUUGACUCCAGGUUGAGACUCGCCGGUGAAUCGGAGGCUGAAAUGGUGGAGAGCCUCCGAGUUGGAUACUUGUGUACGGCGGAGUCAGCUGAGAAAAGGCCCACGAUGCAGCAAGUUCUGGGAUUACUCAAAGACAUACAUCCGACAGUAGACGAUUUCAACCGAUUUCAUGGGUAAAACUAUAAAGUAAAACGCACGCUCAUACACUCUUCGGCGGUGUUAAUCACGCGCUGUAAAAUUAUUUGAUAAUGAAAUCGAGACAUUGCCUUGUUGUCUCUCAAAUUUUA